AUGGAUCCAGUGCUGUCUUCGGUCCGGCUCACUGUCCGGGAGGCGGUCCACACCCUUUCAUCUUCUGAGGAUGGAGGCUGCAUCGUCUCCACCCUGGAGUCCCUGAAGCGUUAUCUCGGAGAAACGGAGAAUCCGGCCCUCCCUGCGGAGCAGGAGGAGUUUGCCAGGGUCCACUUUUCUGCCCUUCUCAGAUGUCUGGUCAGCAAGCUGAGCCCGGACUGGCUGGGGCUGCUGCCUGAUGGCCAGUUGGAGGAGUUGUGGGCCAGCUUCUUCCUGGAGGGCCCAGCUGACCAAGCCUUCCUGGUGCUGAUGGAGGCCCUAGAGGACACCCCUGGUCCCAGUUUCCGUCUGAUGAAGAUGGCAAGGUUGCUGGCGCGGUUCCUGAAGGCGGGCAGGAUGGCCGCUGUGAUGGAGGGGCAGUGCCGGCAGCAGGCCGAGCUGGCCUUUCCUCUGCUCCAGGAGGCGCUCCUUGUCAGGGUGGUGGGCUUGCCCGACCGCCUGGGCAACCGCCUGCAGCACGAGAACCUGGCCGAGUUCUUCCCUCAGCGCUACUUCCCGCUGCUCGGGGAGGAGGCCGUGCGGGUGCUGCAGGCCGUCGUGGACUCUCUCCGAGGCGGCUCAGACUGCUCUGUCUCCUUUGUGUCCCAGGUCGUGGGGAAAGCCUGUGUCUACGGGAGGCAGAAGGAGAUCCUGGGCGUGCUGGUGCCCAGGCUGACGGCACUCACCCAGGGCAGCUGCCUCUGGCAGCGGGUCUGCUGGCGCCUGGUGGAAUGCGUGCCCGACCGGGCCAUGGAGGCCGUGCUGACGGGGCUUGUGGAGACUGCCCCUGGGCCUCACGCUCUCUCUCGGCUGCUGGGGAACCUGGUGUUGAAGAGUAAGAAGGCCCGCUUUGUGAUGACCCAGAAGCUUCUGUUCCUGCAGUACCGACACACGACGCCUGCGCUGCAGAGCCUGCUGGGAUACCUGGCCAUGGACAGCCAGCGGCGCCCACUCCUCCUACAGGCGCUGAAGGAGCUCAUGGAGACGUGGGGCAGCAGCAGCGCCAUCCGCCACGCACCCCUGGAUCAGCAGCGCUACGUCAGCAAAGCCGUCCUCAUCUGCUUGGCGCACCUGGGGGACGCCGAGCUCCAGGACAGCCGCGACGAGUUGCUGGCCAGCCUGAUGGCAGGAGUGAAGUGCCGCCUGGACAGCAGUUUACCGGCCGUGCGCCGCCUGGGCAUGAUUGUGACUGAGGUGGCCAGUUCCCGGAUCCACCCUGAGGGGCCCCCCCUGAAGUUCCAGUACGAAGAGGAUGAGCUGAGCUGCGAGCUGCUGGCCUUGGCCGCCCCGCAGCCUGCUGCUGACAGCCCCUCGGAGGCGGGCUCACCCGUCACUCCAGUCGCUGCAGAGACCCCUGACAAGCAGACGGAAGAGGGCGGAGUCCCGCAGGUGCGGCCACAGGGCUCUGACUCUGAGCUUGACAGCGAUGAUGAGUUUGUUCCCUAUGACAUGUCGGGGGACCGAGAGCUGAAGAGUGGCAAGGCGCCCAUGUACGUCCGGGACUGCGUGGAAGCCCUGACCACGUCGGAGGACUGGGAGCGCUGGGAGGCAGCCCUGCGGGCCCUGGAGGGGCUGGUCUUCAGGAACCCGGCUGCCACUCGGGAGGUGAGCGUGGAGCUGGCCCAGGUGCUCCUGCACCUGGAGGAGAAGACGAGCGUGGUGGGGUUCGAGGGGCUGCGCCAGAGGGCCCUGGUGGCCGUCACCACCACGGACCCGGCCCGGGUGGCGGAGUAUCUGACCUCACAGUUCUACGCCGUCAACUACAGCCUCCGGCAGCGCAUGGACAUCCUGGACGUCCUGGCUCUGGCAGCCCAGGAGCUGUCUCGGCCCGGGCGCCUCGGGAGGACUUCCCAGUGUGGCUCCCCGGGCCCCACCUGCCCGCCCAGCUGCGCCGGGGCUCCCACCUGGCGGGCCGUGGUGGAUGAGAGGAUCCGAAGGAAGACCCGGCGAUUUUCGAAGGGCUCUCCCAGGAAGGGGCUAGCUGGCAGCCCCAAUGAAUUCAACGCAGUGGCUGGCUACUUCUUCUUCCCCCUCAUCCAGGGUUUUGACAGGCCUCUGGUGACCUUCGACCUUUUGGGGGAUGACCAGUUGGUCCUCGGGAGACUGGCCCACACCUUAGGGGCCCUGAUGUACCUGGCUGUGAACACCACGGUGGCUGUGUCCAUGGGCAAGGCUCUGCUGGAGUUCGUGUGGGCCCUUCGCUUCCAUGGUGACGCCUACGUGCGCCGGGGCCUGCUGUCUGCCGUCUCCUCCGUCCUCCUUAGCGUCCCGGCUGAGCGGCUGCUGGAAGACCUACCGGAUGAGCUGCUGGAGGCCCGGGCGUGGCUGGCAGACGUGGCUGAGAAGGACCCGGAUGACGACUGCAGAAUGCUGGCCGUGAAGGCACUGCUGCUGCUGGAGAAACUCAGAGACAAGCUCCUCCCACUGGCUCCCCCUUAG
Molecule: messenger RNA, 2478 nt
Organism: Pipistrellus nathusii (Nathusius's pipistrelle)
Lineage: Eukaryota; Metazoa; Chordata; Mammalia; Chiroptera; Vespertilionidae
Source: the annotation of a GenBank genome assembly